AUGGAACGUGAGCGCGAUCGAGCCUCGGGCUCGAUUAACAGUCCUCCCUGGUUUGAUGGGGAAGACUAUUCUCAAUGGAAAAUCAUGAUGAGAGCUUUUCUUCACUCUCAAGAUGAAAAUAUGUGGAAUGUUGUUGAGAAUGGGUGGGUUCAUCCAACUAAACCUGAAAAUCCUAAAGCUAGUGAAUCCUCUGCUUCUAAAACAAUUCCUAAACCAAGAGCUGAAUGGAGUGAAACUGAAAUUCGGGAUUGUAACCAUGAUUUCAAGGCAAGGAAUAGUUUGUUCACCGCCUUGUCAAAAAAGGAGAGAGUUAGGAUCAGUCACUGUGAGACUGCCAAGAAAGCUUGGGAUCUUCUCCAAGUUACGUAUGAGGGAAAUAAAAGGGUUAGAGCUCAAAAGCUUCAGAGAUUGGUCUUAGAGUUUGAAAACAUGUCAAUGGGGACUGAUGAGUCAAUAGAUGAUUUCCAUGCUAGACUUAUCAAUGUGACGAGUCAGUGUCAUAGCCUUGGUGAUCCGUUUGAAGAACAUCGUAUUGUUAAGAAAUUUCUGAGGUCUCUUCCACCUAGUUUUCAGUCUAAGCAAACAGCCAUAGAAGAAGCCCAAGACAUUGACACCUAUUCCUUAGAUGAACUUGUGGGGAAUCUCAAAACUUUUGAGAUGAGGAUCAAUCCUGAAAAGAAGGUGAAAAGUGUUGCUUUUAAUUCUGUAAAAAAGGAAGAAGAGACUGAGUACAGCUCACGCAUGGGCAAAGCUUUGAAAUCCACCUGGAGUGAUAGUGAGUCAGAUACUCAUUCUGAGAAUGAAGAAGAGAAUCUUGCACUUACCUCAACUCUUCAUAACGAAUCCUCUCGUGAAUCAGAUGAUGAGGAGCAUUCGGAUGAAGAGAUGGAUGGUAAGUACAAAGAACUUUAUGCAGCGUCCAGAUCAAUUCUCAAGAAAAACCAUUUGCAAAGUGAAGAGAUUGUCUUGAUUAAGAGAGAGAAAAAGAAAGCUGAGGAUAAGUUGGAGUCAUGUAUCAAAGAGUGGGAAAGUGAAAGAUCUGAUUUUGUUGAUCAGAUAAAGACUCUUCAGGUAGAAUUAAAAUCCCAAACCUCUCUUGCUAGUUCUUUAGCUUCUGAAAAGGAAUCUCUAAAGCUUGAGUUGGAAGAUGCUCAACUAAAGUUUUCGAAGUUUUCAAUCGGGUCAGACAAAGUGUCUAAGAUGAUUGGAAUGGGUAAACCUGAUAAUGACAAAAAGGGGUUAGGCUAUUGUGGUGGUGAGAAUUCUAAACCUCUGAACUUUGUGAAAAGUUCAAGUAUGAGACAACCUGAGAAGGAGAGACGUGGUCUAGGGUUCAGACCUUACAAUCAGGUUAGACGUCCUAGCUUUGAAAGAAAAUCUUUUGUGCAUCAAGUCGAUCAUUCUUCGUGGUCUAGGAACUUUACACCUAUUUGCCAUCAUUGUGGGACUCCUGGGCACAUUCGCCCCAGGUGUAAUUUACUACGGAGAGAGUCUCAGAGGUUCUGGAACUCAGAAAAAGAGAAUCAGAAACUAUCAUUGAAGAUUAAGUUGAAAGAACAUCUGAAAGAGAAUUUGUUGAUGCUACCUGCUUGCUUUCUUCCAUAUAUCCUGCUUCUAAUGAUUUUGAGGUUGUUGAAGCAACAUGUUUAG
Messenger RNA from Rosa rugosa (rugosa rose), 1650 nucleotides. RefSeq lists its product as uncharacterized. Gene Ontology annotation, molecular function: nucleic acid binding; zinc ion binding. The record is from RefSeq and is a predicted model, not a curated record. Bases 1 to 1650 code for a protein of 549 amino acids. NCBI's taxonomy places the organism in Eukaryota, Viridiplantae, Streptophyta, Magnoliopsida, Rosales, Rosaceae. The transcript has 3 exons.